This is a messenger RNA of Mytilinidion resinicola, 2010 nucleotides long. RefSeq lists its product as uncharacterized. The coding region runs from base 285 to 1904 and encodes 539 amino acids. The transcript is spliced from 3 exons. Gene Ontology annotation, biological process: DNA-templated transcription. The record is from RefSeq and is a predicted model, not a curated record. Gene Ontology annotation, molecular function: DNA binding; zinc ion binding. NCBI's taxonomy places the organism in Eukaryota, Fungi, Ascomycota, Dothideomycetes, Mytilinidiales, Mytilinidiaceae.
UCCAAAACAAUCAAACAAGCCUCAUAGACACCAUUCUCUGGAACCCCGACGUAGACGAAGGCAAUGAAGACAACUCAAUCCUCCUCCGCCACGAGACGUCAGGCUUCGAGUUCACCGGCCCCUCAUCCGGCAUCUCCCUCCUUUCAAACAACGGUCUGCGCUGGAUUCUUGAAAAGACUGAGGAUGAAGAAAGCGUUGCCACGCUUCGCGAAUUCGCUGAAGAGAUAACGUCGCAUUUCGCGAUGCCGACAGCCGAAGACGAAGGCAUGAGGAUACUAAACUCCAUGAAGAGUCAACUGAACCCUCUUCCGAACCCCGCAAUAGCCAGGGAAUACGUCAAGGCAUAUUUCGACGCUGACCAGAGCUGGUUCCCGCUACUGGACCGCGAGGACUUUAUGCGACAGGUUCAGUCUUACGCACACUCAAGCAAUUCCUUCCUAAAUAGUGUCCCCUGGUACGCCCUUUACACUACUGUCCUCGCCCUCGGCUGCCGCGUCGUCGGCUCCAAGCAAAAUCCUAGCGAUCGGCCCGCCCGUUUCGCGGAGGCAGAGUCAGAAGCAAUGAAAUACUUCCACAACGCUCUCGUGGUCCAAUCAGAGUUGAUAAGUCGCCGAACUACUCUGACAACCGUCAAAGCGUUCGCCGCCAUGACGCUCUACGCUCAGCACUCCACGACCCCUCAAUGCGAAUACAAGUUCUGCUCGAUGGCUGUUCGACUCUCUCAAGGAAUGGGGAUGCAUAAAAGGGCUAGUCCGCAAUGGGAUAUCACUCCCGCGGAGAGCGAAGAAAGAAGUCGGGUUUUCUGGGUGCUCUACUGGAUGGAUAAGACGAUUUCGCUCCGUAUGGGGCGGCCAUCAGCUAUUGACGACGGCGAGGUCAGCUGUCCACUGCCGCGUACAUUGGGGAUCUCGAGCGCGUCGUUCAGUUUUUACCUCUUCGCCGCUCGCUACGCUCGCAUAUGCUCACAAAUCACGAGUUUGAUGUACUCCGCAAAGGCGCUCAUAAUGCCGCUGUCUGAACUUUUGGAGACGGCGGAGGAGCUGGAAGCGAAGCUGCAAAGGUGGCAUGAUGAUAUUCCAGAACAUGCUCGCUUGGAGAACUCGACGAAGGGGCAGCUGGAUUCAAGCGGUACUGUACCACACUUGCAGGCCUUAGCUUUGGAGUACUUUUAUCACUACGCGAUCUGCGCCAUCCAUCGGCGGUUCCCUGCGCAGACUUUUUGGCACUCAAAGUCUCAAAACUCGCCAGACGAUAGUGCUACCGAGAAAAUGGUGGAGAAGGGGAGGAAGUGCUUGGAGGCUUCGAGGUCAAUUUGCCUCCUUACCAGCAAUCUCGAAGUCCAUGCGUACAAUCCUAGCUGGCUUCUAAUAUACUACCCCCUCAGCGGCAUAAUCACACUCUUUACCAACGUAGUCACAGACCCGUUAGCUCCAACCGCCAACACUGAUAUCGCACUCAUGGAAGUCGUGACUGGGUUCUUCGGGAAGCUGGAAUUCUGCACCUCUGGGGGAAUGGCGUUUACGAAGACUGCGGAGCUCUCGCGAUUGGCGAGAAAGGCUAUUAAGAAAGCGAGGAGAGAGAAAGGCCUUGACCACAGGCCCGGCACCUCUCGAAGCCAGGGCAUCUCUUCUGUCUCUCCGCAAUCAGACAUUCUGUCUGCAAACACUGCCACGACAGACUCAAUCCUGAGGCUUCCCCAGAGUGCUACGGAUGCUACACCCGGAAGCAGCUGGAUAGACUGUCCCGAUUGGGCCAACAUCAGCAUCGGCAAUGGUGUGCCAGAUGCCGAAGGCGAGGCUGGCUUUGAUAUGAACUUGGAAUCGGGGAUGCAACUAGAGCAUAAUUUUGGCUUCAAUGGCACCUCGCCUUGGCCCGGAACCUGGAACCUGGAUCUAUUGACUUGAUGGAGUGGUAUGAAGUCGUUAUUUUGCGAUUCGAUAGCGAUGAUUGCUCGUGUCCCUAUAUACCCGGACUGACGUUAAUCGUAUCUAUACAUCAAGUUCCAAGAAC